Molecule: messenger RNA, 4248 nt
Organism: Syngnathus typhle (broad-nosed pipefish)
Lineage: Eukaryota; Metazoa; Chordata; Actinopteri; Syngnathiformes; Syngnathidae
Gene: uba6
Product: ubiquitin like modifier activating enzyme 6
Exons: 32
Coding region: 279-3356 (1025 amino acids)
Biological process (GO): protein sumoylation
Cellular component (GO): cytoplasm; SUMO activating enzyme complex
Molecular function (GO): SUMO activating enzyme activity
Source: RefSeq, a predicted model, not a curated record
UGACGUUGCUCGUCACCGGUACCAGUCAUUGGCACCAUGAUAGCUAGCUGCACCUCCUCACAUAGAGCUUUUCUAAGAUAUACUUUAAUACACAUUUUGUAUUUUGUUUCAGGUAAAGGGAAGCUGUUUUCAUAGUGUGCUAACUAAGUCAAUAUUUUGUAAAUACCACUUCAACGAUAACAGCAGUUAGCUGGCAUGUAGUUAGCCAUUCAGCUACAACCACGGUCACAUCGUUAUCUUUCAAGCAGUUUAUUUCCUACCCUUUCCCCCCUCCCAGAAUGGCCGAAGACUCGAUGGAAAUAGAUGACUCUCUUUACAGUCGCCAGCGCUAUGUGUUGGGAGACAGUGCCAUGCACCGAAUGGCCCAGUCUGCUGUGUUUCUCAGUGGAUUGGGAGGGCUGGGAAUAGAGAUAGCAAAGAACAUUGUCCUGGCUGGUGUGAAGUCAGUCACCCUCCAUGACACAAAGCAGUGUGAAACCUGGGAUCAGGGCUGCAACUUCUUUAUUCAUAAAGAGGAUGUGUUGAGCCAGCGGAAAAGGGCAGAGGCAGUUUGCCCGCGAGUUGCGGAGUUGAACCCUUAUGUCCAUGUUGACACAUCCGUCGCCGCUCUGGAUGACAACACUGAUCUCAACUUCCUCCAAAAGUAUCAGUGCGUGAUUCUGACUGAAGCCAGACUGAGUCUUCAGAAGAGAGUGAAUGAGUUUUGCCACGCACAACGUCCCCCCAUCAGAUUCGUUGGCUGUGACACAUAUGGCAUCUGUGUGCGGGUGUUCUGUGAUUUCGGAGAGGAGUUUGAAGUACUUGAUCCCACCGGAGAAGAACCCAAGGAGAUUUUCAUCCAAAGCAUCACUCAUGACAAUCCUGGUGUGGUCACCUGCCUGGACAACCAGCCUCAUGGCCUUCAGACUGGCCAAAUCGUCAUCUUCAGAGAAGUCAAUGGCAUGAUGGAACUCAAUGGCACCACAAGACAGGUUUCAGUCCUUUCCCCUCAUAGUUUUGCAAUCGGAGACACAUCCCAACUACAAGAGUAUGCGCACGGCGGGUUUUUUGUCCUUGUGAAAACCCCAAAGAUAUACACAUUUGAAACACUCGAGCGACAGCUGUGGGAUCCUCAGGUCUUGACUCCAGACUUCAGUAAACCAGAGGCACCCCUUCAGAUCCAUGCUGCCAUGUUGGCUCUGGACACAUUUCAGGAACAGCACAACAGACUUCCUAACACUGGCUGUUUACAGGAUGCUGACACUCUACUCGUGUUAACUGAGGAAGUGAAUCCAACACUCAGGAACAAAGCUCCUGUGAAUGCAGAGUUGGUGCAAUGGCUGUCGAGGACGGCUAGGGGGACUCUUCCUCCAUUAGCGGCUGCUGUAGGAGGCCUCGCCAGUCAGGAGGUUCUUAAAGCCAUCACAGGGAAGUUUGCACCCCUGCAGCAAUGGUUUUAUCUGGAUGCCAUUGAGCUAGUAAAGCCACUUCAGUCUCUGCCUGCUGAAGAGUUUCUUCCUCGGGGAGACCGUUAUGAUGCACUGCGAGCGUGUAUUGGCAAAUCGUUGUGCGGGGAGCUGCACAAGCUCAGGGUCUUCAUGGUGGGCUGCGGUGCCAUAGGCUGCGAAAUGCUGAAAAACUUUGCACUGCUCGGAGUGGGACUGGCUCAGAGCUCGGGACAGGUGUGUAUCACAGAUCCAGACCUCAUAGAAAAGUCCAACCUGAAUAGACAGUUUCUUUUCAGACCACAGCAUAUACAGAAACCAAAGAGUACGACAGCAGCAGAAGCCACACUUAGGAUCAACCCUGACCUGCAGUUGGAUGCUCACCUCGAUAAGGUGUGUCCUGCUACAGAGAGCAUCUAUAGUGACUCCUUCUACUCACGCCUGAACCUGGUGGUCACUGCACUGGACAAUGUAGAGGCUCGAAGAUAUGUGGACAGCCGCUGUGUAUCCAAUCAGAGAGCACUCCUGGACUCUGGGACAAUGGGAACUAAAGGACACACCGAGAUCAUUGUGCCAAAUUUGACCGAGUCCUACAAUAGCCAUCGGGACCCCCCGGAGGAGGAAAUUCCUUUCUGCACCCUCAAAUCAUUCCCUUCGGUCAUAGAGCACACCAUCCAGUGGGCCAGGGACAAGUUUGAAAAUGCAUUUGUCCAGAAGCCCUCCAUGUACAACUCUUUCUGGCAGACGCACAAAUCAGCUGAACAUGUGCUACAGAGGAUGCAGGCGGGUGAAAGUUUGGAUGGCUCGUUUGAAGUUAUUAAACUGCUCAACAGGCGUCCCCAUUGUUGGGAACAGUGCAUAACCUUGGCUCGGCUUAAAUUUGAAAAGUAUUUCAAGAGAAAGGCCCUGCAACUUCUGCACGCGUUCCCACUGGAUACAAGGUUAAAAGAUGGAAGUUUAUUUUGGCAGUCUCCCAAAAGACCGCCAUCUCCCAUUGAUUUUGACUUAAAAGAACCCCUGCACUUUACCUUUAUUGUCAGCACGGCCCGACUCUUUGCUGGAAUUUAUAACAUUCCUUACUCAGAGGAGGAUCUCAGUGAAGAGAUUGUGGCUGAAAUCCUGUCUCAUGUGAAGAUCCCCGAAUACCAGCCCUCUGUCAAAUGCAUCGAAACAGAUGAGGGGGCAAAGAAGCCGGAUCAGUUGAAGAUGCCUCUCAGCAGUGAAGAGGAGAGAGCGGCUAUCGGGCAGCUACAAUAUGCCAUUUCUGGCGACUUUGUUAAAGAAGAGAGGUUGCGGAUGUCGCCGCUGGAUUUUGAGAAGGACGACGACAGCAACGGCCACUUAGACUUUGUCACAUCGGCGUCCGCCCUCAGAGCCAACAUGUACUCUAUUGAGCCUGCCGACAGAUUCAAGACCAAACGCAUUGCCGGCAAGAUCAUACCUGCCAUCGCCACGGCAACAGCAGCUGUGGCUGGACUGGUUUCCCUGGAGCUGAUCAAGAUAGUUGGAGGCUUUGGCUUUGAAUCGUUGAAGAACUGCUUUUUCAAUUUAGCCCUCCCUGUUGUAGUCUUCACUGAGCCAGCACCUGUCAAACAGGCAUUCAUCAGGGAGAACAUUUCCUUUUCCAUCUGGGACAUCUGGACUAUCAGCGGCCACGAGGACUUCACCUUGUCUGACUUCAUAAAUGGUGUCAGGGAAAAGUAUGGAAUCGAACCCACGAUGGUCGUCUAUGGUGUGAAGAUGCUCUAUGUACCUGUGAUACCAGGACACUCAAAGAGACUGAAACUGACGAUGCAGAAGCUGAUCAAGCCAUCGGCGGGCCGACAGUACGUAGACCUCACGGUAUCUUUUGCUCCGGAGAGAGCCGAAGAAGAAGACCUCGCUGGUCCUCCUGUUAGGUACUUCUUUAGCCGCGAUGAGCCCAUACCUUGACGACAUCCCGCUUCCUGUAUCCUUCAUGUAUACUGUCAGAAUGACUGGGAAGUGGUCGCUGUACACACCGUUCUUCCUCUGGUUUUCUUGCGUCUGAUCCAACCAGAACAUGAAGGUCCCUGGGUAGCACUUAACUGUAUUUGUGUACAUACAGUAUGUUCUCAUUUCUGGGAUCUUUUUUUUUUUUUUUUUUUUUUUUUACUCUGACGAUAAGUUGGACAGCUAUGCUGAUGCCUUAAGACUCCUUUUUUGUUUGUGGUACUAAAGCCUGAUUUUGAAAAGAUGUUCAGACUCCCACUACACAGCACCAGUUUUCUCGUUUGUGAGUCGCUUUGGCCACAUUUAAGGACAGUUGCGUUUGGUUUAGAGGUGUAACAUACUAGUUAUUUGUUAUUUUCAACCAUUUUAGCCACAGUUGUAACAAAAAAAGGUUUUACUCGCGUUUCCGAGCAUUGUUCCAUCAUUGUCGUCGCUGCUUUCACUUCUACACUUGCUAAUUAGUUGCAAAAGGACUUCAGUUAACAUCUUUCUACUGCUUCACCUCUGGAAUCAAGAGCAACAUUUUUCUAGAUUUUAUUUCUAGAUUUCUGUUCUACCUGGUAUGUCAAUGUUGCAUUUAUUUUAUUUCUUGGUGUCUUGUGUGGAUGAAUUGUGAAGUUAGUCAUUUACGUGUUGCACAUAUCUGUUGAAAGCUUUUCUACAAGUGUUUUGAAGAGUGAUUGUUGAAAAGUAAUUUGGCGUUGAGUUCCACCUCUACACACAAACAUGUUCUGUUUCACAUCAUUAUUUGCAGUCAAUAUUCCGAAUUACAAAUCAAAACUGUCAGUGAGAAAUGAUGAUGAUGAUGAUAAUGAUGACUCAAUUCAGUGGUUCAAUAAAGAUGUGAUCAUGA